This is a messenger RNA of Oncorhynchus mykiss (rainbow trout), 2426 nucleotides long. Its product is annotated as homeobox protein GBX-2-like. The record is from RefSeq and is a predicted model, not a curated record. Gene Ontology annotation, biological process: regulation of nervous system development; regulation of transcription by RNA polymerase II. Gene Ontology annotation, cellular component: nucleus. Lineage: Eukaryota; Metazoa; Chordata; Actinopteri; Salmoniformes; Salmonidae. Gene Ontology annotation, molecular function: DNA-binding transcription factor activity, RNA polymerase II-specific; RNA polymerase II transcription regulatory region sequence-specific DNA binding.
UAAACUCCAUGCUUAACAUCUGGAUGUUGUAGAACGGAGUAGCAUCACUCUACUCUCUAGAGUGAGUUAGACAGACGUGCGGAAACCGAGUAUCAUCGAAUAUAAGAUUGUUGUUGUCAAAUGGUCAGAACGUCAGCUACAACUCGAGGAUAUUGAUUGGCACUUGGAAUGGGCUUUGGCUCCCGCUAUCGGAGCGCAAGGUAAACCAAAAGGGGCCACAUGAGUUCUGCUAUAUUCGGAAACCACCACGGCUCCAAAUUGACUGCUAAUUCUGUUGAUCUGGACACAUCUCCACUCUCCAGUAUCGUGUGUCGACCAUCUGCAAUGUUGAUGGAAUGGUUUUAUUUAAUCGCGAGAAACGAACAAAUAAUCACGGGAUUACCAAAACGUCGACAUUUCUAAGGUCGGUUGUCUGUCGAAUAACAACGUUGUGAAGUUGGUGACUUCCGAACCCAAGGAAGACUGCAGGUGUCAUCGCUCCCUUCCAUUUCUCCAGUAACAUUUCCUUGAUUGACAUUCCUUCCAUCAGAUCAUAUGAGUGCAGCGUUCAGCCCUUCGUUUAUGAUGAUGCAGCGCCCACUGGGAAGCACCACUGCCUUCAGUAUCGACUCUCUGAUCGGCGGUCCCCCUCAGCCCAGCCCGGGACACUUCGUCUACACCGGUUACCCCAUGUUCAUGCCGUACCGGUCAGUGGUGCUCCCACCGCACCCUCCGCCGCCCCCUGCCCUACCCCAGUCCGCCCUGCAGCAGGGGCUCUCGGCUACCCAUCCGCACCACCAGAUCCCCAGCCUCCAGAACUCUUUCUGCUCUAGCCUGGCUCAGGGCAUGGCGCUCACCUCCACCCUGAUGGCCAGCCUGCCUGGAGGGUUCUCGGCUUCACAGCAGCACCAGGAGGCGGCGAGGAAGUUCGGCUCGCAGUCUCUCCACGCCGCCUUCAAUAAAUCUCAGGACAUUCGUUUGGAUGGGGAUGACGGAAAGACAUUUCUAGGAAAGGAGUCCGCAAGGCUCCCCUCCUACCACGACUCAGAGCCAUUGCAGUCAUCCACAGCCAGAACCCACGGCAAAGAAGACCCGAAAGAGGACGAAUGCAAUAGAAGAGAUGAGAGCUUCUCAAUGGACAGCGAUUUAGACUACAGCUCCGACGACAACAUGACGGGUAACUCGAUGUGUCAGAAAGAUGAUGGGGAGGGUAACGUGGAUGAGGGCGUCCACGGGUCCAACGGCACUGGCAGCACCACGUCUACCGGUAAGAACCGGCGGCGGAGAACGGCGUUCACGAGCGAGCAGCUCUUGGAACUGGAGAAGGAGUUCCAUUGUAAGAAAUACCUGUCUUUAACGGAACGCUCUCAGAUUGCGCAUGCCUUGAAACUCAGCGAAGUUCAAGUCAAGAUCUGGUUCCAGAACCGGAGGGCCAAGUGGAAGCGCGUAAAGGCUGGUAACGUCAAUUCCAAAACCGGCGAGCCCUCUAGGAACCCUAAAAUCGUGGUGCCUAUCCCCGUGCACGUCAGCCGGUUUGCAAUAAGGAGUCAGCACCAACAGUUAGAGCAAGCCAGACCAUAACAUUUCUUUAUGUUAAACCGAUGGACGAAAUACAGAUUAAGUUAAUAACACUGUUUAAAAACAGAAAAACAGCACACACGUUAUUUUGGAAUUGGACUAUUGAUAAUCACAAACCAAGUUUAUCCUUUGGUGAGUCUUUGUAAAUCUUUGUAAGACAGAGGAGAGCAAAUGAAUUGAUGGUACAUUGCUUUUCCUCUGCAUUACUGCUGAAUCGAUCCACUGAUGGUAAACUGAUUAAAUACCAAGACAAAAAAACUCGAAAUGGUGACAUGUAUCACCUUGGUUACUAGUGUAAAUACCGAGAUGGGCCAUAACUAUAACCGCCAUGGGACCAAAUUGAGGACAUUACAACAAGACAACAAUACAUCCAAUUGUACAUUUCCGAGAUGUUGAUUAAAAAGAUAACCUACUUUUACGUCUGUUAGAUUUUCUUUGAGGUUUGUGCUGCCGAUUCUGAAGGACCUUGCUUGUAUUAUUGUUGUUUUUGCAGCAGGCGCAAAUCAGAUCAGAAUGAACAGCUUUGUCCCAAAAGGAGCACUUUUAUCAUUUCUAAUUUUAUCCCCCCAAACCAGUACACAUAUUGUACACAUAGCCUACAAAUAUGCUCAGACAUCUCAACCAUCAAUCAUCUCCUCCAAAAAGCAAAGAGUGGCCCUGUAAAACCAUCCUACUUCUGUUCUCAGUUUGAGUUUGUUUCCAUUGUUUCAUUCCAUGGUUGCUUGAAUGAUUUUUCUUCAUUGUGACUUUUUCAACAGUCAAGGAGCACGCUGCUAAUUUAUUUAAUAUUGUGCAAAAAGUAACUAACAUUACAUUACUUAUUGAGUAAAUAAUAAAGUGUGCAUUAAAGAUGAACCAUUAGCAAUUGU